UCCUCUUCAGCACUCCACAGUCUCACCUCCUCAUACUUCAUGGUUCAUCCUGGGCCUAUCAUGGCAUACCUGGACUUCCUAAUGCGGAUAUCCAGGCUCGGCCCGGAACAAUUAAUGGGCCUAGAAGAAUGGGACCGGCCCAGCAGAUCCUUGAAAACUUGUCGGCACAGAGGAAGAGACGCUGGGCUGUGAAAAUGGCGGUCGCGGAAACCAGCGACCGCUUGUCUGCGUUCCUGAGCUCAGGCAUAUACCGACUGGAGAGCAGCAAUGCCGUGUUCAUAGAUCCGGUUCGUGUCCUAAACCGUUCAUAUUCCCGAUUUAGGGUGUCUCCGUCUAUGUAUUAUUCUCGUUUCUUCGAUUCCAAACACGAGGAUCAGGAAUCUAGGUUUUCUUCGAACUCAAGAAAGCGGAAACGCAAGGAGAAACAACCUCACGCUCUUAACGAGAGAGAGCGAUCAGCUGAUGAACGACACCAGGAAGCAAGGCCUUUGCUGUUGAAGGCACAUGAAUCUUUAUUGGAAGCUACUGAUCUUUUAUCGGUUAUCUGCAAUUUAAGGAAUGAUGUAUGUUCUUUAACAGAGAGCGAAGAAUCAUUGCCGAUAGUUGAACAGUCUUUUGUGGAGCUUGGAAGGGUUUGGCAAGCCCCUUUGUACGAGAUAAUUCUUCACUUUCAUCAACAUUGCAAGCCUUCCGGCGAUGCAAGUUCCCCUCUCAUACAGUAUAAAGAAGAAAGGGUUAUCCCAAUAUUUAACAACUUAGUUGUUAAUGAGACAAGUGAUAAUGUUGAGGCUGAAUUUCUGAACAGCCGAUAUGUAAUUCCCAGAGAGAGCUGUUUCUACAUGUCGGAUUUAAGGCAGAUUCACAACCUGAUUCCUGCUGAAUCCGAUUGUGGCUUCAGUCUUAUAGUGAUUGAUCCACCUUGGGAAAACAAAAGUGCCAGUCAGAAAUUGGUGUACUCAACUUUGCCGAACCGUUACUUCUUAUCCCUUCCCAUUAAGAAACUUACUCACACUGAAGGAGCACUUAUAGCACUAUGGGUGACCAACAGGGAGAAAUUGAGAGGUUUUGUUGAGAAAGAACUAUUCCCAGCAUGGGGAGUCAGUUAUGCAGCUACCUUUUACUGGUUGAAGGUGAAAUUAGAUGGCUCUUUGAUCAGUGACUUAGAUCUCUUUCAUCAUAGACCGUAUGAAUGCCUCCUCCUUGGCUACUGUCAUGGGGAGGGGAUGGAUUCAGAAUACCAAUCAAGAUUGAAACCUCUACAAGAUAAUCAAGUCAUUAUUAGCAUCCCAGGGGAUUAUUCGAGGAAGCCCCCAAUAGGAGAGUUGCUUAUGGAGUAUGUACCAGAGCUCAAGCCAGCUCGAUGUAUUGAACUAUUUGCUAGAGAAAUGCAGGCUGGAUGGAUUUCUUGGGGCAAUGAACCCCUCCACUUUCAGGAGUUGAGAUAUUUUAGAGGCACUAGGGAAAAGGGAUAAUGCAUCAGGACAAAGGCCUCAUUUUUUGGGAACUAUAUGAGACCCAAAACCAUGGCAUCCAUCUGAGGUGCCUGCUUCAACUAAGUUAUGACUCCUGGCACUGCUGAAAUCCCAUCCCAUGGAUCAGUAAGAUCAGUAAGGUGCCAUACGCAGCUUCAUCUUUGAACAUGGGAUGCUAGGAUGGCUUGGACCAGUCCAACUGGUGCUAACUGCAAACUUCAAGGAUGUUCCAUCAGAAUACCAUGAUGAAGUGGAAUCAACUCAGGGUUAAUGAAAGUGUUCUCUUGAUGCCAAGGACUCGAGGAGUGUAGUGAUACAGCAACUCUGCUUGACAGGGACUUGAACCAUAAAGGUAUUUCAAAUGCCGAUCCUCCCAUUUCAUCGUUUUGAAAAUUUUUUCCCUUUUUUGGAUGUGGGUUGGGGGAAUCUGUAGGUAUGAGCUAAGCUUCCAUUAGGUUUGAUUCUUGGAAAAUAUAUGCAUGAACUGGAUUUCUUGGUAUCCCAUAUUGGAAUAGGCAUGGCAAAUCCAUGAGGAAAUGCAUAAGAUGCCUUUAAAGAAAAAUGCAAGAUGUUAACCAAAUGAAUUUAAUGUGCUGUUAAUGUGGUUCGUGAA
This is a messenger RNA of Vitis riparia (riverbank grape), 2085 nucleotides long. RefSeq names its product methyltransferase-like protein 2. NCBI's taxonomy places the organism in Eukaryota, Viridiplantae, Streptophyta, Magnoliopsida, Vitales, Vitaceae. The coding region runs from base 129 to 1472 and encodes 447 amino acids. The record is from RefSeq and is a predicted model, not a curated record. The transcript has 9 exons. Gene Ontology annotation, molecular function: nucleic acid binding; methyltransferase activity. Gene Ontology annotation, cellular component: nucleus; RNA N6-methyladenosine methyltransferase complex.